Messenger RNA from Xenia sp. Carnegie-2017, 932 nucleotides. RefSeq names its product methylosome subunit pICln-like. Gene Ontology annotation, biological process: cell volume homeostasis; spliceosomal snRNP assembly; mRNA cis splicing, via spliceosome. Bases 113 to 745 code for a protein of 210 amino acids. NCBI's taxonomy places the organism in Eukaryota, Metazoa, Cnidaria, Anthozoa, Malacalcyonacea, Xeniidae. Gene Ontology annotation, cellular component: cytosol; pICln-Sm protein complex; plasma membrane. The transcript has 7 exons. The record is from RefSeq and is a predicted model, not a curated record.
GGUAUUCCAAACAUGCUGCACGUGUUGCAAAUGUAGAAAUUACGAGAUUAAUACGUAAAUAUCACAACAAGCAAUAAUUAAACAUUGUGGUCGAAAACUUUGAAUACUCACGAUGUUGACUACCAUAACAGAGCCCACUGAAGGAAUUUAUUUAGUUGAAAGAAACGUUCAAGCUUUCGUAGGCGAAAAAUGUCUUGGCAAGGGCCCCCUUUAUGUGUCAGAAGAUUACCUGUCAUGGUGUGAUGCUUUGUCUGCAAAGGGCUUUUCUCUUGAAUAUCCCAAUAUAUCCCUCCAUGCAGUAUCAAAAGACACUUCACAUUUUCCAUAUGAAUGUGUAUUCUGCAUGGUUGAAGGAGCAUUUGAAGAUGAAUUGGAAGAUAGAGAAGAUUCUGAAAAUGAAGAUGAUCCUCCAUCUGCUGAAAUUCGUUUUGUUCCUGAUAAUGCAUCAUCAUUGAAUGACAUCUACACUGCUAUAUGUGAUUGCCAAGUACUUCACCCUGAUGAACAGGAGCAAUUGGAAGAUGAAAUGGCAGGUUAUCCCUUUGAAAAUGGCGAUGAAUAUUUCACUAAUGAAGUUGACGCCUCUGUUCUUUCAGAAGAUGGGCAGACAACCCUUGAUAGACUGGAAAAUGUAUUUCAAAUACAGUCACAGCAAGAUUUUGCUAGCAUGACAGACCAAACUAAUGGAAAUGUGAAUGGGCAUGAGAAAGUUGAUCAUGGACAAUUUGAUGAUAAAGAAGACUGAAAUAUUGAUUCAGCAUGAAGAAAUUCCUCUUCAAACUUUGAUGACUAGUCCUAGCCUCCAACCUUCAACCAAAGUUGCCAUGUACAUUUCAAAUGUUGAGCAAAUUGAUGUUAAAUCAUUUGUGUUUUUUUUGAGUUUAGCAUUAUUGAUUCAAUUAAAUCACAAAAAUAAACUCUCAUUCCAACAA